AUGCAGCCGAAACCGACAGUGACGUCAUCGUCGUCAUCAUCAUCAUCAUCAUCAUCAGCCUCAGCUCAUCGCGCAACCUCGGAUACUGGUGCUUCGUAUCCAGUCGCCGCUGUCCCAUCUUACAUAGCACCGCCACCCGAGCCUGUGCCAGCCCCCUUGCCUGAGCUGGAUGAUGACAUGGCGGAAUGCUUUUCCGCAGUAUUGGAGAAAUUCAAACCACCACCUCAAGAGGAUGCACCGCAUCCAAAGGGCGAAAUAUUGUAUUCCGAUGACGAUAUGUAUUCUGAUGACGAGCAAGCGCGUUUGCCGAAAAGCACUAUGUCCCGCAAAAAACUGCGUGAGCUUCAGCGUAUGUCUGUUCCUGAGCUCAAACAGCUUGUGCAACAUCCGGAAGUGGUUGAGUGGGCUGACGUGGCAUCUCCAGACCCGCGUCUUCUUAUCCAUCUCAAGAGUUAUCGAAAUACGGUCCCUGUUCCUUCGCAUUGGGGUCACAGGCGUGAAUACCUUUCGCACCGGCGCGGCAUGGAAAAGCCUCCGUAUGAGCUCCCAUCCUACAUUGCUGAGACAGGCAUAGCAACGCUGCGCAAUUCUGUCACCUCUGCCGAGUCAGAAAAGACGCUCAAGGCCAAAACACGCGAGCGUGUCCAGCCUAAGCUCGGUCGCAUGGACAUUGACUACCAGCGACUGCAUGAUGCUUUCUUCCGAUUUCAGACCAAGCCCCCCCUGACUCAGUACGGCGAGACCUAUUUCGAAGGGAAAGAUGGCGGUUCACGCGCGCGGCAUCGCAGGCCUGGCGACUUGUCCGCAGAACUGCGAGAAGCCCUCUCAAUCCCACCACUUGCUCCGCUACCAUGGCUUAUUGCCAUGCAGCGCCAUGGUCCACCGCCUAGUUAUCCGCAUAUGCGUAUUCCUGGCCUUAAUGCGCCUAUUCCCGAAGGUGCACAAUGGGGCUUCCAUCCCGGUGGCUGGGGUCGCCCUCCCAUUGAUGAGAGUGGCAAGCCCAUCUAUGGCGAUGUAUUCGGCGAGAACCAGACAGGACAGGAAGUUGUGUUCAGCGAAGAUCCGCCUCAACGUGAGCACUGGGGCGAGCUCGCUGCAGACGAAGACGAAAUGGAAGAAGAUGAGUCUGAAGAUGAGGAAGAUGAAGAGGAAGAAGCUCAUGACGGAGCUGGUGAGAUGGAAGAAGACGAAGAUGCUCCGUCUAUGGUUGAUUCGGAAGAAAAGGUACCUGUUUCUGGUCUUGAAACACCUUCAGGUAUCCAGUCUGUAUUAGCUGGUCUCGAAACACCUGCGCAUAUCGAGCUUCGAAAACCUGUACUCUCUUCAGCGCCAACAUCGGCUUCAACCUCAUUGCCCACGAACGGCCCACCUAACGGACCCCCUACUGGGCCGCCCAGCGGGCCACCACCGUCUUUAUACCAUGUACUACCCGAGCGUGAGGCUGGAUCUCAAGGGCGCGGAUUCAUGGGCAGUGAACACGUGUACGACAUAAAGGCGGCGCGUGGCUAUAAUGCAGAUAAUAGCUCUACAUAG
Molecule: messenger RNA, 1533 nt
Organism: Malassezia globosa CBS 7966
Lineage: Eukaryota; Fungi; Basidiomycota; Malasseziomycetes; Malasseziales; Malasseziaceae
Exons: 1
Coding region: 1-1533 (510 amino acids)
Cellular component (GO): nucleus
Source: RefSeq, a predicted model, not a curated record